CCAAAAACCGUAGAAGAAAAUGGAAAAGAGCAGGACGAGGUGAGAAAUCAAGGCAAUCUCGGAAUAUUUGCUGCACAAUGGGUCGUGGUGAGGAGCUCAGUGACUUUCAGCGGGGCACUGUGGUCGGAUGCCACAUGUGUGACAAGUCUGUCCGUGAGAUUUCCGCGCUGUUGAACCUGCCGCGGUCCACUGUGAGCACUGUGAUUUUGAAGUGGAAACGUGGAGGAAUAACGACGGCUUUGCCACGGAGCGGCCGACCGCACAAGCUCAAGGAGCAGGACCGUCAAGUGCUGGAGAAAAUAGCCCUGGAAAGUUGUUUGCCGUCGGUUGAAGCUCUCACCACCGAGCUUCAGACUGCCUCCGGGGCCAAAGUGAGCUCCAAAACCGUCCGCCGAGAGCUUCAUGAGAUGGGCUUCCGUGGCCGAGUAUCCACGUACAACAAAUCUGUUGGAGGGAAAGCGGGGAGGAAGCAGACAAAUGAAGAUGAAGCCAAGGUGGACGUUUCUCGUCUGGACCUGCGUGUUGGACGUAUAAUCUCAGCUGCACAGCUUCCAGACACUGACCACCUUUAUGAGCAGCAGGUUGAUGUUGGGGAGGCUUCUCCCAGGACAGUGGUCAGCGAGCUAGCUAAGCACAUACCUGUGGACCAGAUGCAGAACCGCAUGGCAGUCCUGCUUUGCAACAGGAAGCCAGCCAAGACGAGAGGAGUGGUGUCCCAGGCUGCGAUCAUGUGUGCCAGCUCACCAGACAAGGUGGAAAUCCUUGACCCUCCAAGCGGCGCAGUACCAGGGGACAGAGUCACUUUCCAGGGCUUCCCAGGUGAACCGGACAAAGAGCUGAGCCCCAAGAAGAAGGUGUGGGAGCAGAUUCAGCCAGACCUGCGCACAGACGGCCACUGUGUUGCAACUUACAAGGGAGCCGCCUUUGAAGUCAUCAGCAAAGGAGUUUGCAAAGCCCAAACCCUGAGCGACACUCAGAUCAAAUAAACUAACAGAGCUGCUUGAAGUGGCUCAGUGCAAGUCCCUGCAGCCAGACAGCAUCCAAAGUGGAGUGAAAGCCUCCUGAGAAGAAUGGAAGCAGCAUAUUAGUGUUUUUUGUGUGUGACUGUAUGUUCUUGGCAGCUUGACACUCAUUUCUACAUAAUACACAUUGCUAAAGUAAGUUAGAGUAUUCUGGUUGAUGAGAGUAGCAUUGUUGAAGUCAGUGUCAAGUGCUGUACCUAAGUACCACUUCUGUUUCGUGCAGCUUAUACUUAUACUCCACUACUCGUAUAUCUGGGAUGCAAAUAUUGUACAUAUUACUCAUCUGCAUUGUCUUUAUUGUCUGCAUUGACAGCUUUAUUUACUUGUUAAUUCACACUGACAAUUUUUCAUCCCAUUUCUACAAAUACAUGUGACUCCAAAUUUGAUGAUUUUGAAUUUGACUGUUUCUGAUAAAGUGAAGGAUUAAGUGUU
This is a messenger RNA of Scatophagus argus, 1454 nucleotides long. RefSeq names its product aminoacyl tRNA synthase complex-interacting multifunctional protein 1-like. NCBI's taxonomy places the organism in Eukaryota, Metazoa, Chordata, Actinopteri, Scatophagidae. The coding region runs from base 78 to 986 and encodes 302 amino acids. Gene Ontology annotation, molecular function: tRNA binding. The transcript has 4 exons. The record is from RefSeq and is a predicted model, not a curated record.